AUGAGAAGAGGCUACAGCUACAGUCCAUCCCCGCCACCAAGAGGCUACAGGGGAAGGGCCCGUAGUCCAAGUCCCCGUGAUCGUUAUGAUGGUCGGGGUAGAGAUCUCCCAACCAGUCUUUUGGUCAGGAACCUUCGUCGUGACUGCAGGCCAGAUGACCUACGCAGGCCAUUUGCACAGUUUGGUCGUCUUAAGGACGUAUAUAUUCCAAGGGAUUACUAUACUCAGGAGCCGCGAGGAUUUGGGUUUGUGCAGUACUUUGAUCCCGACGAUGCGGCAGACGCAAAAUACUACAUGGAUGGACAGGUCAUUCUUGGUAGAGAAGUUGCAGUUGUUUUUGCACAGGAGAACAGAAAGAAGCCUGCUGAGAUGAGAACCAGAGAAAGUAGCAGAGGUCGGUCUUACGAUCGGCGGCACUCUCCUUCCCCGAGGGGGCGGCCUUCUUACCAUGGCCGAAGCUACUCAAGGUCUCCAUCACCUCGGCCCGCAAGGCGGAGGUUCAGAGACGAGUCCCCCACGCGCUCCCGCUCGCCUGUGGACAGCGGAUCGAGGAGCGCGAGUCCAUUGGAUGGGAAGUACGGCAGGUCUUCACGAAGAGAGAGGUCGAUUUCGGUUAGCGGAUGA
This is a messenger RNA of Triticum turgidum subsp. durum (durum wheat), 624 nucleotides long. The record is from the annotation of a GenBank genome assembly. NCBI's taxonomy places the organism in Eukaryota, Viridiplantae, Streptophyta, Magnoliopsida, Poales, Poaceae.